AUGGCUAUAGAUCAAGAAAAAAUUAGUAGUAAUAAAAAAUCAUUAAAAAAAAAUGAUAAUGAUAAUGAGGAGAGUGAAAAAGAACAAAAAGACAAUGAACAGAAAUUAAAAGAAAAUGGCAAAAAAGAUAAAGUUUUAACGGCACAAGAGGAGUAUAUUAAAACAAGAAAAACUAUUUAUGAAAAAUUAAGACUUGGUGAAUUAGGUUGGAGACUUCAUGAAAAUUGUCAAUAUUCAAAAAGUAAACUUAGAAAAUUAUUUUAUGCUGGUGAUGAUAAUGCUGUUGACUACAAAUUUUGCCUCGAAUUCAGUGGUUCUGAUCCAUGGGCUGUAUUUGAAGAUGGAACAGAGACUAACUUUAAGAUUAAUGAUAUUUAA
Messenger RNA from Strongyloides ratti, 378 nucleotides. RefSeq lists its product as hypothetical. The transcript has a single exon. The record is from RefSeq and is a predicted model, not a curated record. NCBI's taxonomy places the organism in Eukaryota, Metazoa, Nematoda, Chromadorea, Rhabditida, Strongyloididae. Bases 1 to 378 code for a protein of 125 amino acids.